CAAUGCCGUCAACCUUCCCUCCCAUUCGUCAUACACAUCCACCGAGAUAUCACACUCAUCACAUGCGUAGCAAAACCACAAGAUUUAUUAUCCCAGAAAGCAGGCAGCUUUAGAGUGGGGGGGGACCGAUCAACCCAAAAUAUACUGCUCCACAACCCCAAACAUCGUCGCCGGCGGAUUAUGCACGCAUCGGAUUCGGCGGCGGCAGAUACCAGGGCACGGCGAACAUGGGCAACAACUCGAGCAGGGUGACGGCCCAGGACAAAGCAAUCCUAGACCUCAAACUCCAGCGCGACAAGCUCCACCAAUACCAACGGCGCAUCACAGUCCUCACCGACAAAGAAACGGCCGUAGCGCGGCAAAUGCUCGCCGCAGGCGAUAAGAAGCGCGCCCUCCUGGCCUUACGUCGAAAAAAGUACCAAGAAUCGCUUCUCGAGAAGACCGACGCACAACUAGCGCAGCUCGAGCAACUCACGCGAUCAGUUGAAUUCGCGCUGAUACAAAAAGAUGUCAUAUUCGGGCUACAACAGGGCACGCGGGUGCUGCGCGAUAUCCACGCCGAGAUGGGCGGGAUCGAACAUGUAGAGAAGUUGAUGGGUGAGACGGCGGAUGCUAUUGCUUAUCAAAAGGAAGUCAGCGAUAUGCUAGGCGGUCGAAUAACAAACCAAGACGAGGACGAAGUCGAAGACGAACUAGCGGCCCUCGAACUCGAAGUCAACGGCCCUGCCGUACUACCCAACGCACCUGAUACCAAACUACCCCAAGCGGUUGUCAAAGAGCAACAACCCGAAAUACAUGAAGAGGAAGAAGAGCUAGAACCACAACCAGAGAGGAGGGCUGUGCUUGCCUCGUAGUAUACGACAUAAAUAACAGGGCACAGGCAGACGGACGGCCAUUUAGUAAUCAGCAUUGCUUGUAUAAUUGGUGUUAGAAUCAUUUUAGUCUUGGAGAUAUUAGGCGUAUGGUGGGAUUCCAGUCCCUUUUGAAGCAAAGGUUAUUAUGAUAGAUCCCUCUUGUUGAUUGGUUGGACAUCUUGUAACGGGGAUGGAUAUAGACAGUGUUUGGACGAGGAUACUCCACUGGCUCAUGUCAACGAAUAGACAAUAGAAUUCAACUGUUUCUCAUGGCUCGA
Hypoxylon trugodes is the source of this 1132-nucleotide messenger RNA. RefSeq names its product charged multivesicular body protein 6. NCBI's taxonomy places the organism in Eukaryota, Fungi, Ascomycota, Sordariomycetes, Xylariales, Hypoxylaceae. The transcript has 3 exons. The record is from RefSeq and is a predicted model, not a curated record. Gene Ontology annotation, biological process: late endosome to vacuole transport via multivesicular body sorting pathway; vesicle budding from membrane. The coding region runs from base 228 to 854 and encodes 208 amino acids. Gene Ontology annotation, cellular component: ESCRT III complex; multivesicular body.